Molecule: messenger RNA, 1348 nt
Organism: Ciona intestinalis (vase tunicate)
Lineage: Eukaryota; Metazoa; Chordata; Ascidiacea; Phlebobranchia; Cionidae
Source: RefSeq, a predicted model, not a curated record
CAACCAGUGACGCUAAUUUUCGCGGUUUAAUUCGUGACGUAACUCAAGUGUUUUUAAAACCUGUUAUCGCUUCAAUUAUGCUUUGACGUUACACUUGUAGCAAAAUUUGUAUAACUAGUUACAUACAGCAUGGAACCGACCAGUUUUCAUCAAAUUCCCCGAAGGUAUGAAGACACGAAACCAGCUAUUGAGCAAGCGUUUGCUCAUAAAACUAUUUUAGACAUCGGCCAAAGAAUAUCCGCCAAGUCACAGGAGAAGAUAGAAUAUGAAAAGCGAGUUGCGCUGGAUGAAUGUGAGGUGAAAACAUGGAGGAAAGCUGAGAUAUACAAAGACAAGUGUGUUGAUGAUGCUGUGAAGAAGGUGGAGGCCAAACAUAAAAAGUUUGUCAGCGAUCUUUUGAAGAAACACGAAGAAAAAGUGAGAAAAGAAGUUUCAAGGAUAGAAGGAGUCACUCAGCACAUUGGGGCGCAAAACACUCUCAUUGAGCGACAAAAAGGAGAGAAAAAGUUAAACGAAGUUGUUGCGAAACUUCAUUCUCUUUUUGAGGUGGAAAAAUCUGCAGCUGUGGAAGCAGCUCAGGAGGAGGAGCGCUCUAUUGCAUCACAAAGGGAGGAGGACUUGAGGAGAGAACAUGAGAUUAAAAUGGAAGAGCAACAUUCUGCUCACGAGGAGAAAGAAAGAAACAACUUGGAGGAGUUACGGUUGCUCAUGGAGGAGAAAAUGAGAAAAGCUGUCGAAGAUACAAUCUUGGAGCAAGAGGAAAGAGCCAAACAGAUGGCACAAGAGAUCACAAAUAAUUUCAACAAAAGAAUCACUAAAAUAAAUAAAGAAAUGAUUGAACUUACGGAAAAGCAACGAAAAACUGAAACUGCAUUAAAUGAGAUGGAAAAGUUAAAGAACAAAUAUAUUGAAAAGUUGAAAGAAACAACGGAUGCUUUUACGUCAUUUAUUGAAAGGUGUCGGCCGGAUUUUUAUGAAGGACAAUCAGACUUUAUUUUACCCUCAAAUGUAUUAGAUGUUUAAAUGCACGUUGUAGUGUUAUCUUUUUACAAUACAGUGUUUCAUUAUAAACGGUGUUAUUACUUUGAUAUUUUGUUGAAAAACGGAUUAAACCUAUCUUCCCUGGUUUUCAGUGAAUAAAAUCUUAACCAAACACAGUCAUUCGGGUUUACAACUAAAAACGGGGUUAUUUCAGUGCAUUAUAAUCCCUUGUUUGUAUGCCUGAGGGCUAUAUUAUAUUCAUAAGAAUAUUUUUGUAAUUUUCUUGGUACCUGAUUUCGCCAUAUGAACAAUAAAACAUUCUUAUACGUUCGUGAAAUAAAGGUGCGGGACGAUUGUGUUACAUUUC